UUUGGGAGCUCUGCUCUGGCCGUGGUGGUGACGGCGCUUUCUUCCCCGGGCUCGGGUUCCACGCCAGCACCCCUCCCCCAUACCGUCACCGGGACCCAGCUCCGGGCCGCCGUCGCCGCAGCCCUCCCCGCGCCGGCAGCCGGGCGCGCGGAACGCACUUGUUGGCGAAGGCGCCCGGGCUUGGGUAACCCGACUCUGGAAACCUGGCCCCUCACCGGGCGCGCGGGUCCUCCAGCGCCUGCACUCGGCCUCUGGCCUGGGCCCGGUCACCAGGCUACUGGCGCAGCGCUUCCUGCUACUCGCUCUCUGCGACCCUGGUUCUGCGCUCCCGGGACUGGGCUCCCCCUGCAGCGGCGAGCGCUGCUCUCCUCUGCAGUGGACAGUGACAUCCUGGCGACCUCUGUGCUGGCAUCAGCCCUCUGAGAUCUCGCACACAGCGAAGAGCGCCUCUUUCCUGUGGGACAAGUUCGCGAUGACUUGGUCCGUCCUUGGGCUUGUUCCCUCGGGUUUCCCAGAUCUCAGAGCUUGGGGAAGGAACUGAGGACCGAGGCAGCCUCCAAAGACCUCCCGUCUGGCCUCCAAGCAUCUGGCUGUCAGUCCUGGGACCCCUCCAGACCUGGGCUCACGCCUGGGGACUGACAUAUUAAUUGAGCCAUACCCUUGUCUCAGAAGGUCACAGCGCACCAAUGGAGACUCUGGAGAUGGUGGGUGCCCAGUGUCCCCGGCAGGUGUCUGUCACAUGGUAACUCAUCAGAGUUGUCAGCUGAUUGGAGCCCAGGCUGUGCCCCAAAGAAGCAGCGGGGUCGGCCUGUGAACUCCAAGGACAAUAACUAGCUUUCCAGGUGCCUGACACAAAGAACCAAUAAAUGUUGGUCAAAUUUACAUCAACCAAAAAAGAUAUUCUCUGAACACUGCAAUACAUGUCAAAUAAUCAGAACAGAUGAGGGGGGGUUCCAAUCUGGAGUUUCUAUUUCAUGCCCAAGCCUCAGAAUGCAAUCACCAUCGCUGUGUCUUCCCGAGCCUUGUUCCGCAUGGAGGAGGAGCAGAGGAUCUUCGAGGAGCGGGGUGUGGAGGAGUAUGUGCGCUACCAGCUGGAGCACGAGAACGAGCCCUUCAGCCCGGGGCCAGCCUUCCCUUUUGUGAAGGCCCUGGAGGCUGUGAACCGGCGGCUCCGUGAGCUGUACCCCGAUAGCGAGGACAUCUUCGACAUCGUCCUCAUGACCAAUAACCACGCUCAAGUGGGAGUCCGCCUCAUCAACAGCAUCAACCACUACGGUGAGGAUCUGUUCAUUGAGAGGUUCUGCAUGACAGGUGGGAACAGCCCCAUCUGCUACCUCAAGGCCUAUCACACCAACCUCUACUUGUCAGCUGAUGCGAAAAAAGUGCAAGAAGCCAUUAAUGAGGGGAUCGCCGCUGCCACCAUCUUCAGCCCCAGCAAGGAUGUGGUUGUGUCUCAGACGCAGCUGCGUGUGGCCUUCGAUGGAGAUGCCGUACUCUUCUCGGAUGAGUCAGAGCGCAUCUUCAAGGCCCACGGGCUGGACAGGUUCUUCGAGCAUGAGAAGGCCCAUGAGAACAAACCUUUGGCCCAGGGCCCCCUAAAGGGCUUUCUGGAGGCCCUGGGUAGGCUGCAGAAGAAGUUCUACUCCAAGGGUCUGCGGCUGGAGUGCCCAAUUCGCACCUACUUAGUGACAGCGCGGAGUGCAGCCAGCUCCGGGGCCCGAGCCCUCAAGACCCUGCGCAGCUGGGGCCUGGAGACGGAUGAGGCCUUGUUCCUAGCUGGAGCGCCCAAGGGCCCCCUCCUUGAGAAGAUCCGCCCACACAUCUUCUUUGAUGACCAGAUGUUCCAUGUGGCUGGGGCUCAGGAGAUGGGCACUGUGGCCGCACAUGUGCCUUAUGGUGUGGCGCAGACACCCCAGCGAACUGCACCUGUAAAGCCAGCUCCACCUGCACAGUAGCCGAGCUGUCUGCUCCAGGUUCCCUGUCUGGUGAACCUCUCAGUUCCCCACCAUCCUGGCCUCCUGCAUGUCUGCUCUCAUCCCCUGAGUGAGGCUUUUGAAGGAAAUUCCAUAGUCUGGGCCAGCAUUCUCACCGUUCCUCCUUUUGGGCAAACACUAUGCCAUAGUCCCGGCCGGGACAGUGCGGAGUAGCUAGAUUUCAGGGAGAGGCGCUGAGACUUGGGCAGGAGGACCCAACAAGCCUCAGAAAGAGAAAGAUGCCUCAAAAGGAGCUUGAGAUAGAAACCAGCUCCGUGUAGCUCAAAGAACACUGUUGGAGAGAGGGAGAGUCUGAUGUCUGAGCUCUGCCCUAGCACAAGCAGCAUGAUUCUGGGUAUCUCCCCUUCAUGGGCCUCAGUUUCCCCGUGUUUUAGGUAGUUUUCAAACUCUCCUUUAGCCAGCAAGGCUUGGUUUUUAUAAGAUGGCCCUUUGAAGGAGGCAUUGUGUGCAGGGCUGCUGUAUGCAUGGCAGCUGUGCAGAUUACAGAAGGGCACCCUUCUAGGGGAAAGAUGACCCUUCUUCCGGCCUGACCCAGUCCCAUGCUGGGUUACAUACCCUCAUCACCAAGGUACACAGCCCCACUCACCCCUCAGCUAGAGGCCUAUGUCAAAUGGGCAAACAUCUGUCUUUAACUCUUUAUGUUUGCAAACCACAGGACAAGAUGACCUACCUGCUUCCCGUGCUAUACUGACCUCUGCCAUCAGGAUUCAGUGGCCAGGUGCAAGGUUUGCCAAAAGGAACCAGUGGAGUGAUUUGGCCGUUGUGCAAAUUCUCCUUCUGCCAGGAGGAGGCACUGCAGGCUCUUCCUGGGGAGGAGAUUCUGUGGCUGUCAGUGCAGCAUUUCCUUUUGCCUCAGUUUUUCACCAAAGUUCAGUUGUUCUGCCAGCCAACCUCUAUCUCGGCUCUCAAAGCCCCAGUCAUGGCAUCCUGCUGUGCCCUUAGGCAGCUCUGCCAGUGGAGAAAGGUGGGAGAGUCUGUGCCCCAGACAUGCAGGGGGAGAAGGGCCAGCGUGUGAACGGGCAGUUGUGCAGCCUGAGCCCAGGGUAAGGUGCCGCCUGGGUGGAGUGGGAGGUAUCAGAGGCUUGAUCUGAGACUUAAGGGACUGAGGCACUGAUGGCUCAGACAAGAAGUUGCUGAAUGCACAGUAGCAAAAUUCUCCACUGUGGAUACAGUCAGAGCUGCCGUGGAGGCCUGAGCGCUCUGUCACUGGGAUUCUGGGAUGAAAUACCCUCCCUAAGUUAGGCCAGC
Molecule: messenger RNA, 3242 nt
Organism: Chinchilla lanigera (long-tailed chinchilla)
Lineage: Eukaryota; Metazoa; Chordata; Mammalia; Rodentia; Chinchillidae
Gene: Nt5c1a
Product: 5'-nucleotidase, cytosolic IA
Exons: 8
Coding region: 975-1955 (326 amino acids)
Biological process (GO): adenosine metabolic process; nucleotide metabolic process
Cellular component (GO): cytosol; cytoplasm
Molecular function (GO): nucleotide binding; magnesium ion binding; 5'-nucleotidase activity
Source: RefSeq, a predicted model, not a curated record